AUGGACUGGCAGGAGGCCGGUUUGGUUCAGGUCUACGAGGCGAUCGAAGUGUUCGCUGGAGUUGCGACUCUGAGCCGCUGUCUGACAUUCCUGGCCAUGUACUUGGUGAUGGCCAAACAGGGGGUGUGGGUGCUGGAGCAACCUGCUUCAAGCAUAGUCUUUCGUAUGAAGAGGUUCCAACAGUCUUUCGACAAUCGUUCUGGAUGCGUGGCUGGGGUUCACGCGCCAAAUCCGGAGCACAUCCUCGGCGUGCACGUGAUCCCACUUGAGGGUGUGAAUGACAUGUGGGCAGCAGCCAAGAAGCGUCUCGAAGCUUUGAAGGCGAAGAAGGUCGCUGCCAGCGAUUCGAGCACUCCUGUCACGCCGCCGCCGGUGCGUGGGGUUGACAAGAUCAGUGAGCCUACGACGAAGCAGGUUCAAAAGGCAUUGCCUGCUGCAGAUGCGACAGAAGACGAAGAGAAGGACUUGGCGGCCAAGAAGCAAGCUGCCAUGGAUGCUUCCCUUCGUCGCAUCUGCACUCCCAAGCCUAGCAGUGGGAAGCUUGAGGUUUCCAUGGAGAUUUACCGUCAGUGGAAAGCAGGGGGUGCCCAAAGGAAAUGUCUUUUGGAUACCUUGGUCAAAGCUGGGGGCAACAAGGAUGUGUUCAAGAAACAGCUUGAACACCUUCAAAAGAAAUCCCGCCGACACACGUUGAAUGUGGAGAAGGGCUUCUACACCAAAGCUGCUGUGGCAUACUGUGCGGACAAAAUCAGGGCUAAGACCCAUAUCAGGCGGGACAAAUACGAGAACCACAUCAGGGAGUAUUGGGUCGACACUGCCACAACAGGUAAGUUUGAAGAUGAGAAUGAAGAGUCUUUUCUGGAUCGCACCAGCGGGGAAGGGCAAGCAACUUCCUUCGACAUGGGGCUCCCGGCCAUCAGCCAGACAUGUCACAGCCCAGGUGCAGAACCUGAGGACUCUUCGGAUCAGGAGCUGGAGGAGGAGGAAGAUGGGUCUAGUGUUAAGACAAGGAUCCCCCGCAAAGGUGAAGUUGAACAGGAACAUGCCCUUGAGGCGAUUGAGAAUGUCAGCACUGUCAUGGCGAACAUCCUAAAAGUCCAAGCCCGAUUGGAAAUUUCCAGAGACAAGCUUGCUGAAAUGAAUACCACUGAAAGCCUUGCGAUCUCUACCUGCAUUAGGAGCCACAAAAAGGUGACGCAGUUCCGUGACCAACUGAUCAGCCUUCAUGAUGAACUUGCGGAUUUGAAGUCAUACUUCGAUGGCCAGAAGAACAUCUCAAAGGCUGAUGACCAGAGCCUUAUCUAA
This is a messenger RNA of Cladocopium goreaui, 1305 nucleotides long. NCBI's taxonomy places the organism in Eukaryota, Dinophyceae, Suessiales, Symbiodiniaceae. The record is from the annotation of a GenBank genome assembly.